Molecule: messenger RNA, 1119 nt
Organism: Lingula anatina
Lineage: Eukaryota; Metazoa; Brachiopoda; Lingulata; Lingulida; Lingulidae
Product: potassium channel subfamily K member 10
Biological process (GO): potassium ion transmembrane transport; stabilization of membrane potential
Cellular component (GO): plasma membrane
Molecular function (GO): outward rectifier potassium channel activity; potassium ion leak channel activity
Source: RefSeq, a predicted model, not a curated record
AUGAAGCGUUAUCGAGGGUCACUCGUGUUUAUUUAAGCGUAAAACUACAUAGUGAUGUUAGCACACCUGUUACUCACUAUAGCGCAACAGAAAGCUAUGUUUGUUAUUCUUCUUUGGUGAAUUCCACCGCAUUUCAAACAAACUGUAGUACAAUCCAGUCGGAUUUAGGACCUAUUUACUGGCUUAACCUGGUGAAACUUGAACCCUCCAGUCGGUUUUUUGGGGCAACAUGAAGGGCUGGGUCUUAGCCUUGCUUUUGUUUGUUUGUCUCAUAUAUGUUAUCAUUGGUGGAGUAGUGUUCCAUUUCAUAGAAACUCCAAAUGAGGAUACAGUGAGGACAACAGCUUUCACAGGAUAUCAGAAUUUCCUUAAGAAUUUUACAUGUGUAAGUCAAGAGGAACUGGAAACUCUCAUCAAAACCAUUAUUAAGGCUUAUGACAGUGGUGUAUUGCAGACCAAUUCAACACAAAGUGCUUCUAACUGGGACAUUCCAAGUGCUGUGUUUUUCUCUGCUACAAUUAUCACAACUAUAGGAUAUGGAAACAUCUCCCCAACAACUGCAGGUGGACGUGCCUUCUGUGUCAUAUACGCCAUAUUUGGCAUUCCAAUGAUGGGCGUUAUCCUUGCCACGAUAGGUCAAAAAAUAAAAAAUGGAGCUCAGAAAUUGCGAAAUAGAUGCUUCCCAGGCAAAGAAAGUAGAAAAAUCUGGAUUAUAAAGUCAUUGCUUACGCUAGCAUUGGGAAUAAUCCUGUUCAUGAUUGUUCCUGCUGGUAUAUUUACUGCUAUAGAAGGCUGGACUUAUGCUGAGAGUUUGUACUAUACUUUCAUCACUCUGACCACAAUUGGAUUUGGGGACUUUGUUGCUGGUGUUGAAAGUGAUCCAGCCUUUCGGGGUGUGUAUCGUUUGGCUGUGACUGGAUGGAUUGUUUUGGGCCUGGCCUGGGCUGCCGUUAUUGUCUCCAACUUAACAGAUGAUGUAGAGGAAACAGCAAACAAAGUGGAAUUAAAACUGCAGAAGGGAAAAGAAAACAAAGCAGCUGAAGGUGAAGAUGAGGAAACAACAGAAAAUGGCAAAGAUUCAAAAGGAAAUCCGUAAUCUGUUGUUACCUUAUAACACAU